Messenger RNA from Lathyrus sativus (Indian pea), 588 nucleotides. NCBI's taxonomy places the organism in Eukaryota, Viridiplantae, Streptophyta, Magnoliopsida, Fabales, Fabaceae. The record is from the annotation of a GenBank genome assembly.
AUGCAUUCACCAACGUACGGAUCCGACCCGACAGCACAACCAAACACAACCUUCGUACAAGCAGACCCCUCCAACUUCCGAUCAGUUGUUCAAAAACUAACCGGAGCAUCACAAGACCCAUCGGCUCAAAAACUCCCACUCACACUCCCAUCUCGUCUAACCCAAACCCACCGUCCACCACCACCCACCACCUCCGAACAACCAAUGGGCCCCAAAAAACCCAACUUCAAACUCCACGAACGCCGCUCCAAAAAACUUCAACUCACCGUUUCGGAAACACCCACCAUGUUCCAAAACAACAACAAUAACAUGAUGAUGAUGAUGUUGAUGAACAACAGCAACAACAACAGCAACAGCAACAUUAGAAGUGUUGUUAUGGCUUCACCAGUUUCUCCAUUAGAGUAUUACAUGCCACAUGGAAAUAGUCCAAAAUCACCAUACGAAGAAGAUGAAGAAAAAGAAGAAGAAGAAAAAGUGAUAGCUGAAAAAGGUUUCUAUUUGCACCCCUCUCCUCGAUCCUCUCAACAACCACCUCAACUCUUGCCUCUUUUUCCUUUGCAUUCUCCUUCCUCUCAAUCUCAUUCUUAA